AUGCGGAUACCAAAAGAACUGGAAAAGUUGAUGUUUUUUGGAAUCUUUUUGUGCCUGGAUGCUUUUCUGUAUGUAUUCACCCUGCUUCCUUUGAGAGUUUUUCUGGCAAUGUUCCGGUUCAUCACUUUGCCUUGCUAUGGCUUACGCUCUCGUCGGGGCCUAACAGCAAGUGAUAGACGUUUGCUACAACCUGCUCAGGUAUGUGACAUUCUCAAAGGAGUUAUAUUGGUCAUCUGCUACUUCAUGAUGCACUAUGUUGACUACUCUAUGAUGUAUCAUCUGAUAAGGGGACAGUCUGUCAUAAAGCUCUACAUCAUCUAUAACAUGCUGGAGGUGGCUGAUCGUCUGUUUUCUUCGUUUGGACAAGAUAUAUUGGAUGCUCUUUAUUGGACAGCUACAGAACCAAAGGAAAGAAAAAGAGCUCACAUAGGUGUGAUUCCUCACUUCUUCAUGGCAGUGCUGUAUGUCUUCCUGCAUGCUAUUCUUAUAAUGGUUCAAGCAACAACCCUUAAUGUGGCCUUCAACUCCCACAAUAAAUCACUGCUUACCAUCAUGAUGUCCAAUAAUUUCGUUGAAAUAAAAGGAAGCGUCUUCAAGAAAUUUGAGAAGAACAAUCUUUUUCAGAUGUCAAAUAGCGAUAUAAAGGAGAGGUUCACUAAUUACGUGCUGCUACUAAUUGUAUGUCUAAGAAAUAUGGAACAGUUCUCAUGGAAUCCAGAUCAUCUUUGGGUGUUAUUCCCAGAUGUUUGCAUGGUGGUUGCUUCAGAAAUUGCGGUGGAUAUUGUGAAACACGCCUUUAUAACAAAAUUCAAUGACAUCACAGCAGAUGUCUACAGUGAGUACAGAGCCAGUCUUGCAUUCGACCUUGUUAGCAGUCGACAGAAAAAUGCGUAUACAGAUUAUAGUGAUUCAGUUUCCAGAAGAAUGGGUUUCAUUCCUCUUCCACUGGCUGUUUUACUCAUCAGAGUCGUAACAAGCUCAAUAAAAGUACAAGGAGUCUUAGCUUAUGUUUGUGUUGUGCUGUUCUACUGUGGAUUAAUAUCUCUGAAAGUCCUUAACAGUAUUGUAUUGCUGGGGAAAUCAUGUCAAUAUGUAAAGGAGGCGAAAAUGGAGGAGAAAUUAUUCAAUCCUGUCCUGACUGCCACCCCAGGGAAGCCGGCUGGCAAACAGCAAAGCAUGUUUAAAUCUACCCAAGGAAUUUCCACAGAUGAAAACGGAUCUACAUCAGUUACCAAGCAACCGGUGCAUCAGAAGGAGAAUACGCCAUCUUUACUUGUAACGAGCAAUUCUGAUCAAUUUCUGACAACUCCUGAUGGAGAAGAAAAAGAUAUAAGCCAAGACAAUUCAGAAUUGAAACACAGGUCUUCAAAGAAAGACUUGUUGGAGAUAGACAGGUUUACUAUUUGUGGAAACAGAAUUGACUAAGUGGGGGUUUUGGUUUUUUGGUUUUGUUUUUUUUUGAAUCAAUGUGCUAAGGAUACUGAGCUGUUGGGACAGCAGAUGCUACCAGAAUGGACAGUUGCCCAAAAAGGCACAUAAAUAUUUAUUUAAAAACUUAAAUUAUUAAUGGCAAAAAAAUAUUAAUUUCUUUCUACAAAUAACUUGGCUUGGUAUCUGGUCAGGUCAAGUAAGUGAUCUUUAACUUGCCUCUUGGAUAAUGUGGUGGAUCGUGAGCCUCUAGCCUGGUGGCAGAGCUUCAGUAUCACUGGAAAAUAGACUGGAAAAAAAGCAUAAUCCAGCUCUGCGUUAUGAAACCAUGCUUCCAGAACAUACUACUUUUCAUGAAGGUUCCUCCAGUGUAAGGAUAUUCCUGGAAAUGUAUGACAACUUGACUGGAAGCUUGCCUUCCCAGUUACCUUGUUUUAUUAAACAUCUGCAAGCGGAAUUCAAAUCUUGUGCUUAUAUGAACAAAAGUAUCAAGGCAUAAAGCAUCGGUACAUAAAACAGUAAGUCAAGAUAGUUUUUCUUGUCAACAAAAAUCUUUUCAAGUUGUAUCUUGAAAAUCUUGUAACCAGAAUAAAAUUUUGCCUUUA
Leptosomus discolor (cuckoo roller) is the source of this 2033-nucleotide messenger RNA. The record is from RefSeq and is a predicted model, not a curated record. NCBI's taxonomy places the organism in Eukaryota, Metazoa, Chordata, Aves, Leptosomiformes, Leptosomidae.